AAGACGCAUAGCUUGCAGCUCAACGUCAAACAAAACAAGAAAGAAAAUACAUAUAGUUUGGAUUAAGACAUCCUUUUCAAGACUGGUGUUUGCAUUUGGACGUACUUGAUUAGAAUGCAGGAGGAUCCCACAAUGUCUGUGUCAAUUGCACCCACAUCUCCGCGGAGACCGAGGAAGAGGACCGGCCCCACGGUGUCCAUCCUCAUCCUAAACGCCAUUUCCUCCUACGGGGGUUCGCGCGGCGUGUCCCUGGUGGCCCUCAAGAAGGCGCUGAAGGCCAGCGGCUACGACGUGUCCAGGAACCGAGCUCGGAUCCGUCUCGCUCUGCGCAGGCUGGUGGCCAAAAACGUCAUCAUGCGCAAAGGGGCUUCUGGAUCCUUCAAACUCAACCCCAACCCGCCCGGGGCUCGCAAAAAGGGGGCUGUGAGGACGGAGAGGAGGCCCAAGAAGAAGAGGAGGAGGGCGAGGGGGAAAGGAAAAGGGAAAGGGAAGAGGAGAAAGGCCCAGGGGAGAAGGACCAAGAGGGGGCGCCCCAGGAGAAGACGGAAGAAGGCCACUCCUGCGCGAAAGCGGUCGACCAAGAAGAGGAGGAGAAGGAGGAGAAGGGCCCCGAGAAGGAAGACGCCAAAAAGAACCAGGAGGAUCCGACGGAAGCGGCCCAAAUCAGCCAAGGUCCAAAAUAGGAGGUGGAGUAGGACGAGCAAAACGGAGUGCGAAUGAUCCUUGGCAUUCCUGGCAUCUUAAGAAUCAUAUGGACCAUUUAUUUAUGAAGUUAUUUGGUCUAUGCUAUCUGUCCUUCUGUAAUAGGAAAUAAUAACCCUGCUGUUUCAGCACUUCCCUUCCUUAUUGUCCAUGUUGUGAACAAUAAAACUCAUUUAACUGAAGUAA
Messenger RNA from Syngnathus acus (greater pipefish), 888 nucleotides. RefSeq names its product protamine-like protein. Gene Ontology annotation, molecular function: DNA binding. The transcript has a single exon. Lineage: Eukaryota; Metazoa; Chordata; Actinopteri; Syngnathiformes; Syngnathidae. The record is from RefSeq and is a predicted model, not a curated record. Gene Ontology annotation, cellular component: nucleosome. The coding region runs from base 115 to 720 and encodes 201 amino acids. Gene Ontology annotation, biological process: nucleosome assembly.